UCCACACCCGACGUGGAGCGCCUGCUGGUGAGGUACAGAAAUCUGGGGACUAAGGACAAAGUCAACCUAAUCACCACCCACCUACGCAAUGUAAAAGAUGUUGACGUGAGUAUGAUAUACAGUUUUGUGAGGGAAAAGCAGCCCGUGAGGGGAGUCACCCCAAAGGAGCAGCUCACACAGCACAAGAAGCUCACACAGCACAAACAGGAUGAAGAAAAAAGGAAAAGAAUGCUAAAAAUACUUAAGAUACAAAAGCCAGCAUUCAUGCAACAAAGAAGUAGUAAAAAAACUUCGCGCAAUAAUUUGUCCUUCAAAAACGAUUAUAACAGUAACGAGUAUGUGGACUGCUUGGAAAAGGAGCAACAGUUGAAGGGGGCAGAGCAGUACACACUGAUUGAGGAUCUAUACAAGGCAUACAUCUACAGCAGAGCCUUCACUACCUUGUCCAACCAAUACAGGACCAGACAUACCAUAUCGAAUGACUUCCUUCACGUGAUGAUUAGCGCGAUUAGGAGUUCCAUCCUGGAGAGAGUGAACCCUACGCUAGUGAACGAAUUUGCUCAUUUCAAAAAUCCAUAUAUGCUUAUGAAGCGUGCCCUGGAAAACUUCAUCCUUCAUGGACAUGUAAAAAACCCUUAUGAGGAGUCGCUCAUUUGUGAGCAUCUGAAGCGGAAGACUUACUUGAACGUUUUAAAAUUGGACAGUGCCGAGGUGCCCCUGGAGGUAUAUGAGCCUUUAGCUUCCUUUCGAGGGGAUGUAAAUUACAACUACGAUAUGAGGGAGAAGUUCGCCAGUAUUGUACGCACUCAGUUAGACAUACUUGACGUGGUUGCGGGGGGAGUCACUGACACGAUGAGUAACACCACGGGUGAUGACACUACACGUAGCGAAUCCACUUCCGCCCAGCUGAACGCCGUGCUACGAAUCCUACCGGAGAACGCGCGCGAGCCAUUCCAAAAUUACCCCUUCGAUAACCUAAAGGCGUUGAAGACCCAAAUGAGAAAAAAGUACGUGGGGGGUAUCAAAAACAGCAAGCCGAUUAACGUGGAAGACGAAGAACUGAGCCAUGUGAGGUACCCAAACCUACAAUCCGUUGCGCAUUCAUUACCAACGGAUUCAAAAUAUAGGGCCAAUGUCAUACACGCAAUUAGGGUUUUGGAGCGAUCCAAGCAUUGGGAUCACGCCAGUAAAAUUAAAGCUAUCAACACCCUAGUGGACGUUUGGAAUGAUAUGCACUCCAGUGAUCACUAUGAGGAUUUAAUGGAUAAAUACCUCCCCGUUAUUUACACGAAGGAUAUGCUGCGCAAAACGAGGACUCGGCAGGACACAUACAACCGCGGCCUUGUCUACGUGCAGUCCCUCACCACGCAGAAGCCGCUGGGCGCGCGCCAGAAAAAGGGGUGA
Plasmodium cynomolgi strain B is the source of this 1404-nucleotide messenger RNA. RefSeq lists its product as hypothetical. The record is from RefSeq and is a predicted model, not a curated record. The annotation marks the transcript as partial. The transcript has a single exon. NCBI's taxonomy places the organism in Eukaryota, Apicomplexa, Aconoidasida, Haemosporida, Plasmodiidae.